AUGGCCGAGGUGUACGCAGGGCGCUACCGCUGUGUCUGCCUCAGCGCUGCUGGCUGCUCAGAGCCCAGUGCCGCCCUGGAGCUGGGGAGGACCGGAGCCCAGCAGCCCCUCACACCCCCAGCCAGGCUCCCCCGCUGCCCCAGCACCCAGGACCACACCCUGGAGAACCUCAUCCACAUGGGCGUGGCGGGCUUGGUCCUGCUGGGCCUCAGGCUUCUGCUGGUGGAGGCUUGGUCAGAUGACGUCAUCAGGAAAGAGGUAGUCUUAGGCAUGUGUAAGUGUGCGCCUGCGCAGUCACCUGUCGGUGUGCGUCUGCGAAUCACGUGGCUGGCAGCGCCUGCGCACUCCAAAGUCCCUGUGCGUCUGCCCAGUCGCGUCAUGAUGCGCCUGCGCAGUCCAGAGUCGGUGUGCGAGUGCGCGAGGCCGCCUCAGUGGCCGGGCUGCGACCCCACAGGAGGGGCUGAGGGCGGGGACGACCCCACCCCGGGGCGCAUCAGCCCACCUGAGGGGCGGCUCCGGGAGGCCCGUGUCCUUGGGCUGUGUGCAGGCCCCAGGACCCGAGUGCAGGCAGGGACCCUCCCCAGACCCAGCCUCCGGGCUGAGCCAGGCUCUGUGAUCACCCUGGGCAGGCCUGGAGCCCUGUGGUGUCAGGGGACCCUGGAGGCCCAGGAGUGCCGUCUGUAUAGAGAGAGAAUCCCAGAGCCCUGGGACAGACAGAUGCCCCUGGAGCCCAGAAACAAGGUCAAGUUCUCCAUCCCUCUCAUGGCUGAGGUGUACGCGCGGCGCUACCGCUGUGUCUGCCUCAGCGCUGCUGGCUGGUCAGAGCCCAGUGACACCCUGGAGCUGGGGUCCCUACUUCACAUGACUGCUCCUCCUCUCCCAGGAGCCUACGGCAAGCCCAGCCUCUCGCCCCUGCCCAGCCCCGUGGUGAACUCAGGGGGCAAUGUGACCCUCCAGUGCCGCUCCCAGCUGGGAUUCCACAGGUUCAUUCUGACAGAGGAAGGGGCGCCCUGGGCUGCCAGGACCCAGAGCUCAGAGCCACGCCCUAGUGCGCAGUCCCAGGCCCUGUUCCCUGUGGGCCCUGUGACUCCCAGUCGCAGGUGGGCAUUCCAAUGCUAUGGCUCCUACAGGGAGAAUCCUUCUGUGUGGUCAGAGCCCAGUGACGCCCUGGAGCUGGGGACUGCGUCGCGAGACGAGAGGCUGGGAAGCACACAGUGCGGAGCAGGCCGGGGUCUCCUUCUCCUCACUGUCCUGUGCCUGUUCUCAGGAGGACCAGAGCCCAGCAGCCCCUCGCACCCCCAGCAAGGCUCCCCCACUGCCCCAGCGCCCCAGGACCACACCCUGGAGAACCUCAUCCGCAUGGGCGAGGCGGGCUUGGUCCUGCUGGGCCUCGGGCUUCUGCUGGCGGAGGCUUGGUACAGCCACAGAAGGACCCGGGCUGCAGGCCGGCGGUGACCUGGAGAGAGGACAGAGCUGGGUCAGAGAGGCCAAGCCCUGGAGGCGGGGGAGGGGGGAUCCGGGCAUGCAUGUUGAGAAGCUGUGGGAAGUGGGCGGAGCUAACCUGGGGUUGGGGGAAUCCUGCUCAGGGGCAGGGACCCGGGUGGGCUGCUGGCGGUGCUGCUUCCCCGGGGCUCCCAUGUGCAUUCUGGGAAGGGGCUCCGGCCUCCUGCAGCCCUGCCCACCGCCCUGCAGGCUCCCGUGCGGUUCCGUCCUGUUCCUCUCCAGGGACCGCACACAGCUCAGUGGCCCUGAGUGUCCACAGGAGCCCGGGCCCUGCUGCCCACGGAGAGGGUAACGCCAGGAUUUGCUCCCCUUGGCCUUCAGCAGGUGGGCCAGGAUGUGGUGGGACACCUGUCACUCAAGAUGGGUUUAAAAUUCUGCUCACAAAAAGGAGGCCAUGACAGGUGGGGCCAGAAGUGGGAGGUCAGAAUCAAUAGAUCUGGGCUGGUGCUGUGGCUUAAUGGAUAAAAGCUGCUGCCUGAGGUGCCGGCAUCCCCUGUGGGCGCCAGUUCAAGUCCUGGCUGCCCCACGUCCAAUCCAGCUCUCUGCUGUGGCCUGGGAAAGCAGUAGAAGAUGGCCCAAGAGUUUGGGCCCCUGCAUCCAUCUGGGAGACCCAGAAGAAGCUCCUGGCUCCUGGCUCCUGGCUCCUGGCCCCUGGCUCCUGGCUCCUGGCUCCUGGCUCCUGGCUGGAGAUCAGACAAGCUCCAGCUGUGAGGACCCAUUGGGAUGAAACCAGCAGAUGGAUACCUCUCUCUCUCCUUCUCUCUGUAACUCUGAUUUUUAAAUAAAUAUUUUUAAAAACGUGUGGCUUAUCAAACUCUAAGGUAAAAUCCCAGAUGACCGUGGGAAUCCACCCUCUGAGAGGACCACACAGAAGUGAAAGAAAGUGUGUGCAGGGUUUCUUCAGGCACGGGAAGUUCAAGGGUCAUCUGGAUUUCUCAAUGCACAACUAACGUAAACCCCACAACACGGCGGCUCUGGCGGACGGCAGCACCCGGUGUUCUGGAAGAGUGCGGAUGCCUGCCCGGCUUCCUCUGGUGGCUGGUUACUCUGCUUGUCCGUGUAGUGCAAGUCUGCGUUUCCCACAGAGUUCAGGGAGGUGGGUUUGAGAGAGCGCUGUGGAUUCUGCACCAGUGUUUCCAGUUAUGGGCUGGGACCCCACCCCACCACAGCGUAGCUGAGGGAGUAAAGCCAACACCUGCAGCGCCGGCAUCCCAUAUGACCACCAGUUCCAAUCUCGGUUGCCCCACUUCUGAUCCAGCUCCCUGCUAAUGCCCUGGGAAGGCAGCAGAGGAUGGCCCAAAUGCUUGGGGCCCUGCACCCACGUGGGAGACCCAAAAGAAGCUCCUGGCUUCAGCCUGGCCCAGCCAUCUGGGGAGUGAGCCAGAAGGUGGCAAAUCUCUGUUGCUGUCUCUCCUCUCUGUCCCUACCUCUCGAAUAAAUAAAUCAGAGUUUACAAAAAAUUUUUAAACACUCCUAGAAGGAAA
Molecule: messenger RNA, 2987 nt
Organism: Oryctolagus cuniculus (rabbit)
Lineage: Eukaryota; Metazoa; Chordata; Mammalia; Lagomorpha; Leporidae
Source: RefSeq, a predicted model, not a curated record